AAAGCGACAUGACUGGAGCCGGGUAGAAAAGAAGAAAUCAUCUCUUCAAUUGAUAAAUAAUCAGUGCUUAGUUUGCAGUCAAUAGAAAGUAGCUCUAGUCCCUCUAGCUGCCAUGCCGCUUUUGAACAACUCUCGAAAACGUGUUUUCGUUUAUUUUUCCUUGACGUAAUAAGCGCUGCACGGACAGUGUUUCUGAUUGGACACGUCGUUUAUUUUAUUUUAUUUAUUUAUUUAUUUUUGCAAGUAAUCCUUGUUCUUUUAAUGCAUUUGCAGCAUAAACAUUAAUCACGUCCAUGUAGCCCCUCCUCUUUCUGCUGCGACUGCCGGAGAGCAAAACACCAGCAGAGAGCUGCGAAUCAGACUGUCACCAAACACUGAGGAAGACAGAGGAUCUCUGGAGAAUAGACGCGCACGAAACGGGACCAGGCACGGCAAUAAGGACAAUUUCAUAACUUCCUGGAUUUUGCCAAAAAGGAGUUAGAUUGGACGCCUCUCUUGGACUUAAUUGUUGCUCUUGUGAGAGACGAUUGUAAGUUUUCGUCCCUGUGAAGUGGAUCCUUGUUUUCAUUUAUGUGCUAUGGAAGCUGUGAGUUUUAAACAGUCAAGUCCAGUUCAUGCUUUAGAGAUGUUUAUGUUGUUGGUGGAUUGAACAUUUUUGGUCCUAACAAUGGUUGAACCAGUGGGGUUUGUGGAGGCAUGGAGAGCCCAGUUCCCUGAGUCUGAUCCACCUUGCAUGGAUUUGAACUCACUGGGGGAUAUUGAACAGGAGUUGGACAAAUGUAAGUCAUCUAUCAGGCACUUGGAGAAGGAGGUGAACAAGGAGCGCUUUCGCAUGAUCUACCUGCAGACUCUGCUCGCAAAAGAGAGGAAGUCGUACGAUGGGCAGAGAUGGGGGUUUAAAAGGACACCCCAGAUGAAUGAUGGGGACCUGCUGAGUGGCCCAGACAGCCACGCAGAUGAGGCACCAGCAGAGGAGCAGCAGCUGCUUAGGGGGCCUGGUAAGGCGGUGAGGUGUAAACCACAUCUAGAGGGGGAAGUGGAUGGCGCGUCCCCGGCCAAACAGAUGGGUGGGGUGUCACCUGUUCGUCAAGAGCCCGAUACUCCCGAUUUCCCGGUGGGCACAGGCUCGGUGGCAGCUCUGAGAUCCAACUUUGAGCGCAUCCGGAGAGCCAACUCUCACACAGCCGGGGACGUCAGAGGGCUGCCGGUGAUGGGUGGCCAGGAGAAACCCUUCUACGUGAACAUGGAGUACCAUCAAGACCGAGGGCUGGUUAGAGUCAACGACCGGGAGGUCUCAGACAAGAUCAGCACUCUCGGCUGUCAGGCCAUGCAGAUGGAGCGAAAGAGGUCCCUGCAUUCCCUCCCUGGGAACCUGUCAGCCGCCAUGGGGGACAUCAAUAAGGCUGUUCAGAGAGGCAGGUCCACUGAAGGCAACUGCAACUACAACGGAUCCUAUGAUGACUCAGAAGUCAGCCCACACUUCCUGAAAGACGGUGUUGUGCGGUCUGCUGGGGGAAAGUCUGAGCGACAGCCAGUGGAGUGCCAGCCUUACACCAGUGUGUACGUUGGAGGGAUGAUGGCUGAGGGGGACACUAGAGUCAUCCACAUCAGGGACCACAGCAUAGAGGACGAUGCACACCUCACCUGGCCGAGGCGCUCCUACUCUCCAGGGAGCUUCGACGAUGUAGGAGGAGGCUACACACCAGACUGCAGCUCCAAUGAGAACUUGACAUCCAGCGAAGAGGACUUCUCCUCCGGCCAGUCCAGCCACGUGUCUCCCAGCCCCACCACCUACCAGAUGUACAGGGAGAAAAGCCGCUCACCCUCGCAGCAGUCCUUCGACAGCAGCAGCAGCCCCCCCACUCCUCUGUCUCGUCUGAAGCAGCAGGGUACAGUCCCCGAGGCAUCCAUCAUCGGGGUCCGUAAAACGGGCCAGAUCUGGCCCAGUGACGGGGACUCCACCACCUCAAGCAGAACCUCUCAUGACAACAGUGUUCAAGGAGAUCUGGAGGCUCCCUAUAAUGAAAACCCUCCAUCAUAUGGCUACGAACUGGAGAAUUCGGAGGAGAAUCUGCCUCGCCACGGCCCCCUGUCCUUUACCGGAUCCCCUUCAUCCUCUCCGCGGCUCCGCUCCAAGAGCCGGAGCAGCCGAGACACGCAGUCCUCUGGUUCUCUGGAGUCCACGCUGUCGGUGGAGUUGGAUCAGGAGAAAGGUCUGGAGAUGAGAAAGUGGGUUCUGUCAGGAAUCUUGGCUAGCGAAGAGACAUACCUCAACCACCUGGAGGCCCUGCUGAUACCCAUGAAGCCUCUGAGAGCAGCAGCCACAACAUCCCAACCAAUGCUGACCAUCCAGCAGAUAGAGACCAUCUUCUUCAAAGUACCAGAGCUUCAUGAGAUACACAAGGACUUCUAUGACGCUCUGUUGCCCCGGAUCCAGGACUGGAGUCCGCAGCAGUGUGUGGGCGACCUCUUCCAGAAGCUGGCCAGCCAGCUUGGAGUGUACCGGGCCUUUGUGGAUAACUAUAAGGUUGCUGUGGACACCGCGGACAAGUGCUGCCAGGCAAACGCUCAGUUCGCAGAGAUAUCUGAGAAUCUCAAGGUUAAAAGCACAAAGGACUGCAAAGACCCGUCGGCUAAAAAUUCUCUGGAAACUCUUCUCUACAAGCCCGUGGACAGAGUGACUCGCAGCACACUCGUUCUACACGAUUUACUGAAGCACACACCAUCCAGCCACCCAGACUAUCCACUGUUACAGGAUGCCCUGCGUAUCUCCCAGAAUUUUCUGUCCAGUAUUAAUGAAGAGAUUACCCCCCGCAGGCAGUCCAUGACGGUUAAGAAGGGAGAGCACCGUCAGCUGCUGAGGGACUGCUUCAUGGUGGAGCUGGUCGAAGGCUCCCGGAAACUCCGCCACGUUUUCCUCUUCACCGACCUGCUGCUCUGCGCCAAGCUGAAGAAACAGGCUGCAGGGAAAGGACAACAGUAUGACUGCAAGUGGUACAUACCACUAGCUGACCUGACCUUCCAGACUAUUGAGGACUGUGAGUCCACUUCCAUCCCUCUUCUCCAGGAUGAGGAGAUUGAUGCGAUGAAGAUCAAAAUCUCCCAGAUCAAGAAUGAGAUCCAAAGAGAGAAGAGAACCACUAAAGGAUCCAAGGUGAUUGAGAGACUGAGGAAGAAGUUAUCAGAGCAAGAGUCCCUGCUGCUUCUCAUGUCCCCCAACAUGGCGUUCAGGGUGGCCAACAGAAACGGCAAAGGCUUCACAUUUCUUAUCUCUUCUGAUUAUGAGCGUGCAGAGUGGAGGGAGAUCAUUCGUGAGCAGCAGAAGAAGUGCUUUAAAAGCUUCUCUCUGACCUCCCUGGAGCUGCAGAUGCUCACCAACUCAUGUGUGAAGCUCCAGACUGUUCACACUAUCCCAAUGACCAUGAAUAAAGAGGAUGAUGAAUCUCCUGGUUUAUAUGGCUUCUUGAAUGUCAUCGUCCAUUCUGCGUCGGGGCUCAAACAGAGCUUAAACCUGUACUGCUCUCUGGAGGUGGAUUCUUUCGGCUACUUUGUGAACAAAGCAAAAACGCGGGUGUACAGAGACUCUACAGAGCCCAGCUGGAACGAGGAGUUUGAGAUUGAACUGGAGGGCUCUCAGACUCUGAGGCUGCUCUGCUAUGACAAGUGCUACAGCAAAACCAAGCAGAGCAAAGAAGACGGCGAGACCGCAGACAAGAUCAUGGCCAAAGGGCAAAUAAAGCUGGAUCCCCAGACUCUACAGAAUAAAGACUGGCAGAGGACAGUAAUCACCAUGAAUGGGAUCGAGGUGAAGCUUUCGAUGAAGUUCACAAGCAGAGAGUUCAGUUUGAAGCGAAUGCCUUCACGGAAACAAUCCGGCGUCUUUGGCGUGAAAAUCAACGUAGUAACUAAGCGAGAACGCUCUAAGGUCCCACUCAUUGUGCGCCAGUGUGUGGAGGAGAUUGAGCGGCGAGGGAUGGACGAAGUGGGGAUCUACCGAGUAUCUGGCGUCGCCACUGACAUCCAGGCUCUGAAGGCUGCCUUCGAUUCAAACAACAAGGACGUUUCUGUCAUGAUGAGGGAGAUGGAUGUUAACGCCAUCGCUGGAACACUCAAGCUGUAUUUCCGUGAGCUGCCGGAGCCCCUUUUCACUGAUGAGUUGUACCCCAACUUUGCUGGAGGCAUCGCUCUGUCUGACAGUGUGGCCAAGGAGAGCUGCAUGCUCAACCUGCUGCUGUCUUUACCAGAACCCAACCUAGUGACUUUCCUCUUUGUACUUGACCACUUAAAAAGGGUGGCAGAAAAUGAGUGCGUCAAUAAGAUGUCUUUGCACAAUCUGGCCACCGUUUUUGGUCCCACUUUGCUUCGACCGUCUGAAAAAGACAGCAAAAUUUCAAACAGCUCACAGCCAAUCUCUAUGAACGACAGCUGGUCUCUGGAGGUCAUGUCUCAGGUUCAAGUUCUUCUCUACUUCCUUCAGCUGGAGAGCAUCCCAACACCUGACAGCAAACGGCAAAGCCUUCUCUUCUCUACCGAAGUAUAACAGGAACCCCAUGGACUUGACCAUAAAAGUCUUGUUCUGAGGAAGAAUGUGGGCUUCUUAAUGAGGUGGAUAGAGCGGAGCAGCUAAGGCUGCCACCAGGGGGAGCCAUCGACCCAUUUAAAAAUGGAAACGACCACCAUGACCAAAGCCAUUUCUUUUGGAGAUGAGCAUGUGUGUUCUGUUUACUUAAAUGCUUACCUGCUGUGUCUGUGAAAGACAUCCCUGUAUGAUGUAUGGACAAGAUGUAUCAUUCCUUUUUUAAUUUAAUUUAAAUUUCAAGAAGCAAUAUUUACUGUACUUAGAUUCCCUCCCUCCCCUUUUCUGUCACUGUGCACAUUAGCUUAAUAUUUACAAAGGGAGACUUCUUCUCCUGCUGGGUUUUGUAAGAUUUAUUUCUGCGGGUGGAUGAUGGAUGAAUGAUCGGAUGAAUAGACAUAUUUUUCAUGUUUAUACUUAUUUUUCCCCAGAAAUGUUUUGUUUGGUUUAAGGCUCACCUGUGCCAAUGUUUCCCUGCUGAUGACCAAUAGAACAUUUCAGUUUACCUAAUGUUUACACUAUCUCUGUGUACAGAACUUAAAAGUAUGAGACUGAAAACUGUAGUUAACUCACAACAUCAUGCAGGCAUGAUGAUUGACCUAACCGUUAGAACUGUUUUGUUUUCUGUGCUGUGCAUGACCUUAUUCAGUUUGCAGGUUCUUCUGGUGGUGUCCAAACCUACCUUAUUUGUGCUUUUGGGGGGCGCUACUAAACAACAAAAGGAGAAAUCAUUCCAGAAGAACGCACAGCAUACAGCUUUUCAAGCCAUGGAAUGUAUACUGUGCUGUGUGUAUUUAAAUCUCUUUUGUCUCAUGUCUCCCCUUUUUUUGGAUUCUGUCUGAAUCAUUUUAUUCAGCUGGAGUUAAUAUAUAUAUAUAUAUAUAUAUAUAUAUAUAUAUAUAUAUAUAUAUAUAUAUAUGUGUGUGUUGCUUUCUGCAUUCCUUCUCUGUACUCUUCAACCUUUAAAUAACAAAACCGCACUGCUGUAGAAACAAGAGCAUCUGGAGGUGAUCUGAAAUACCAAAUAUUUCCCUAUAAGACCGUCAAAGCACAGUGAUUCGCUCAUAUCCAAAUAUCCUGAGUCAUUUACAGGUUUAUCAUCCACAUACCUACUGUGUGAUAUUCUUCUCCUAAUCACUACAAGUAAACUGUAACCCUGAAGGCUUGUGAUUCAUGUACAAUGAGCAAUAACUUUUAGAGUGACAGGUGAGUCAUGUAUGUAUGAUGUAUGUAAAUAAAAACUUGGUAACAUUA
Messenger RNA from Mugil cephalus (flathead mullet), 5830 nucleotides. Its product is annotated as PH_BCR_vertebrate and RhoGAP_Bcr domain-containing protein. The transcript is spliced from 23 exons. NCBI's taxonomy places the organism in Eukaryota, Metazoa, Chordata, Actinopteri, Mugiliformes, Mugilidae. The coding region runs from base 668 to 4540 and encodes 1290 amino acids. Gene Ontology annotation, biological process: positive regulation of GTPase activity; intracellular signal transduction; protein phosphorylation. Gene Ontology annotation, cellular component: membrane. Gene Ontology annotation, molecular function: guanyl-nucleotide exchange factor activity; protein serine/threonine kinase activity; GTPase activator activity. The record is from RefSeq and is a predicted model, not a curated record.